This is a messenger RNA of Culicoides brevitarsis, 5467 nucleotides long. RefSeq names its product vascular endothelial growth factor receptor kdr-like (gene Pvr). Bases 676 to 5178 code for a protein of 1500 amino acids. Gene Ontology annotation, cellular component: plasma membrane; signaling receptor complex. The transcript is spliced from 15 exons. NCBI's taxonomy places the organism in Eukaryota, Metazoa, Arthropoda, Insecta, Diptera, Ceratopogonidae. Gene Ontology annotation, molecular function: transmembrane receptor protein tyrosine kinase activity; ATP binding. Gene Ontology annotation, biological process: positive regulation of kinase activity; multicellular organism development; protein phosphorylation. The record is from RefSeq and is a predicted model, not a curated record.
AUUAAAACAAGAUCGCGUCUCUUCUUCAAAAGCGGUCGAAGUCGUCGUAGAUUAAAACACAUCAAAAAAAAAAAAAGAAGAAAUAACUUGAACGUGUCGCUCACUCAAAAUACGAUGCGUAUGUUAUUAAAUUUAUGAUUUAAGUAAAUAAUAAUAGAGAAAAAUGUGUGUUUGAAAAAAAAAUCAAGUGAAUUAAACGCAACAAGCAACUCCUACUAAGCGGUGAUGACUUACAAAAAAAGAAAUUGGAGAAAUAUUUUAAUAAAUAAAUAACAAGUGUUUUGAAGAAAAUAGAAAAAAAAAUUGUUAAGUGAAUUUUUUUUAUUAUCAUUUGAGUCGUCGAUCAAAAAACAACCGAAAUUUUAUCAUUGCAGAUAAUAAAGGUGUCGCUUUAUUGAAACAAAUUCCUUCGAGAGAAUCCAGGAAGAUACAACAAGAAUGUACAACAAUUGAAUUACAAUGAGUUGAUUAAGUGACAAAUAGUGCAAAGUACCCAAAGAUGAUGUUAACAAGUGGAAUUUAAAUGAAUCAUAAAAGGAAGAAAAAAGUUCAAUAUACAAAAAAUUACAGUGCAUCGUUAAUAAAAAUAAGUUUUAAAAUACCUCCAAGAAGGUUUUUGAGAAAAAAUUAAAAGUCAAAUCUCUUCUACAUGAAAAAUUCAUAAAAAAUACAAAAAUGAUGAAAUUUGUAUUAAAAUCAACUGUGAUACACAAUUUAGCGUUAAUUUGGAUAUUUUUCGUACUAAUUAGCAGAGCUGCCACGGAUGAAGAAGCCAAUCUCCGUUCAAAGGCAGAAAAUUAUGGAACUCCGAUAACGGAUCCGCCAGCGACGGAAUUCACAGCUGAAGCUCGGGAGGAUUUUCGAAUACCGUGUCUUUGUUCGUCGCCGAUCACGUGGGUGACAAUCGACCCGGAUCAUCAUACAAUCGAUCACAAUUUGCAUGUCGAAUAUUCCGUUAAUGACACAAGUCGAUUUCCGUAUCAAGCGACGCUCGUUUUGCACGGUGUCAGUGUCGAUGAUGUGCAUUUUUAUUACUGCGUGCAAAACAGAUCCUUGCAGUUGGCGGAAAAUUUGGCAGAUAUCGAGAAUGAAGUGAAGCUUUUUAGAGGCAUUGAUGUUUAUUUGUUCGUGAAAGAUGAGGAACAUCCAUUGGUACCUUUGAGGAAUCCAGCGAUGAGUGUGAAACAAUAUGAGCCAUACACAAUUCCGUGUAAGCCAGCGCAUAGAGAUGUUGAAGUUGAAUUGAUUCGAUGGGAUCAAGAGCCAAGUAACGUAUUGAAUGCCGCAAAGUUCGAUCCCAAACUUGGUUUCACGGUAAAAUUUCGGGAGAUUCACGACAGCGCAUGGUACGCAUGCCGCGUCAAAGGUGUCGAAGAUGGCGAGGAACAUCCCUUUGAAAUAUCACUUUUGCCCACGUAUAAUGAACUGGAAGCGCGUACCGAGUACAUCACAUCGCCUCAAAUCAACAGCACAUCCGAAAGCGGCUUCGUCUACAUUGACAGUCCCAUUACGCUUUAUUGCUUCGUCGAAAUCAAAGCUGGAGUGAAAUACGACAUUUUAUGGUAUUUCAAAGGACGUCAAAUUUCGAAACAAGAUCAACAAAAAUAUGAAAUUUCCGACAUUUCGGAGCAUCCAUCACAAAAAGCCUUGUCGACAAUUGGAACGCGAUCUCUUACAAUUUUACAAGCAGCUCUCGAGGACUCGGGAAAUUAUCGUUGUUCAGUGCGGGAUCACAACAAUAACGAAAAUGAGCAUACCUAUACGGUUAAAGUGUUGGAAAAAGAUCAAUCUGAGUUGGAAUUACGAGCAUCACAAACAAAGUUAGAAACGCCCAAAGGAACAACAGUGACAAUUAUGUUCGAAUACACUUCGUAUCCGGAUGCUAAAUUUGAAAUAUAUAAAAAUGCGGAUCGUCUCAUACUUGAUGAUAAUUUCAAGUUGGAACCAAAUUACAAAGAACGUCGAGUCAUUUUUAAGAUUUUUAAUGCACAAAUUGAGAAUACAGCAAAUUAUACGUUAAGUGCAUCGAAUGGAGUUUUGACGAAAAAUUCAACUGUUCAAGUAUUUGUAACAGGUCCUCCAUUCAUCCAACUCGAGCCAGAAGUAAUUUACGCCAAACUCGGUCAAAAAAUCAUGUUACUCUGCAAAAGUAUCAGCUAUCCGCCAGCUACUUUCGAAUGGAGUUAUCGCAAAUGCGAAGUUAGUGAAUGGGAUCGCUGCAGUCUCACGCGCGGCGGCACCUGGGUAAGCAAUGAUUUACUAUUGGCCCUUUUGAAAAAUCACUCGAGCAUCCUCAAUAACAGUCGUGACACUUUUUCACUUACUAACAAUCCUAUAUUUACUUCCAACCUGAAGCCUAACACAAGCACAAUUGUCAGAAAUGCACGUUUCACUGACAAUACACAGUUUGAUACGAACGAAAGUCUUCGAGAUAUGGUCGAACGCGAGACCUCAGAACUGAUUUACAUGAAAACAGCAAAUCUGACAGCUUUCAUAAGAUUUCCGGGAGUUGCUCGAUGCAUCGCGGAGAAUCACGAGGGACCUCCAGAUACCAAAAGUGCCGUUAUUAUGGUUGGGCACAUGGAGAAACCGGCGAUGUUGUGGCGUCAAAAUGAAGGCGAAAUAAUUUCUGAAGAAGAUGACGUGAAACUCGAAUGCGGCGCCAUCAAAUAUAAUUAUUCGAAUCUCUUCCGAUGGCGACAUGCGGGAAAAUUUAUCACAAACGAGACGAACGAGUACGAUUUUGAGAAUAAUGACACGCAAUACGAAUAUCGCUCGGUUCUGACGAUAAAAAAUGCGGAUAUGGCGAAAAAAGGACAGUACAGUUGCAUCACUUAUAACAAAGCAACGGGCCAGCGCGCCAACGAAAUGACGUAUUUUGUCGAUGUAAAGAAGCGAAAACAGGCUAGAAUUACAGCGACGAAUUUGACGUCGUAUGAUAAUGUUGUCAGUUUGGGAGAUUCGGUGCAAUUGUUUUGUGAUGUUGAAGGAAUUCCGCCGCCCGAGAUCGAAUGGACCAAAGAUGGCGUGCUGUUGACGAAUGAAACGCUCAAUUUGUGGAUCGGAAAGGAAGGAGAUCGAUCAAUUUUGAGGAUAACUGCGGUAAAAGUCGAUCAUGAGGGAGAGUACAGAUGCAAAGUUGAGAAUAAAGAUGGAAUGGAUGCGCAAUCGACGAAGCUUGUGAUCAAAAAUCGUCCUUUCAAAUAUCUCCUUCACACAACAAUUGGCGUCUUCAUUUUCAUCCUUUUCCUCACAAUUUGCACAAUUUAUCUCUGCAUUCGUGUCAAGAAGGAAAAAGACAAAGUUGCUGCUUUGAAGAAAAUCGGUCUCUACCAAUUCGAGGAAGGCGACAUUGAUCGUCUCAAUCCCGAUUUGGAUCUCACGGAACAAGCUGAUCUCCUCCCGUACGAUCGUCGUUUCGAAUUUCCGCGCGACAAACUAAAACUCGGACAACAACUUGGCGCCGGAGCUUUCGGAGUUGUCGUCAAGGGAAUUGCCCAAGGCAUCAUUCCGUACGAAGAGGAAUCCACAGUUGCGGUUAAAAUGGUCAAAGCUAACACCGAUGACGAAAUUAUGCGAGCUCUUAUCUCCGAACUGAAGAUCAUGGUUCACUUGGGACAACAUUUGAACGUCGUGAAUUUGCUCGGAGCAGUUACGAAAAAUAUCGCGAGACGCGAAGUGAUGGUUAUUGUCGAAUAUUGUCGCUUUGGAAAUGUUCAAAAGUUUUUGCUGAAACAUCGCACGAGCUUUGUGGAUCAAAUUAAGAAGGAUACGGACGAAAUUGAUCCGACAAUUCUCGAAAAUGAGUAUCGAUGGUCAAAUAAUAGUGUUUACAAUAUCAGUACUGGUAGUCAUAAUAGUUGCGGUAAUGGUAAAUUGGGUGUUAAAUACAUGAAUGUUCGUUUUCCUAAUGAGUCCAAUUAUUAUAAUGUCACCUCCGAUAGAGCGAGCAAUUCGGGUUUCAAUCCAAGCGGGCAUAUUAACUCUCAAGGAUACGUUCGACAUUCAGGAUUUGCAGUUGAUAGUGCGAACACGGAAGCAACUCUCUUGUCACGAGGAGAUGAAAGUGAACGCCCUCUGAGCUCCGGAUACCAAAGCGAAUACCGCGGACCUGUUCGAAAUGUCACAACUUCUGAUCUCGUGUGUUGGUCUUUCCAAGUAGCACGCGGCAUGGAUUAUUUGGCAUCACGUAAAGUGCUUCAUGGCGAUUUAGCAGCUCGUAAUAUCCUCCUGUGCGACAAUAAUAUCGUGAAAAUAUGCGAUUUUGGUCUUGCUCGAUCCCUUUACAACAAUGAAAAUUACAAAAAGAACAAUGAAACGCCGUUGCCGUUCAAAUGGCUCGCCUUAGAAUCGCUCAGCGAUCAAGUUUUCAGUACUUACUCCGAUGUGUGGGCAUUUGGCGUCACAAUGUGGGAAUUUUUCUCGCUUGCACAAACCCCGUAUCCCGGAAUUGAUCCAAAUCGCGAUUUGUAUCUGAAACUAAUGGCGGGAUAUCGCAUGGAAAAGCCAAAAUAUGCGAAUCAGCGACUUUAUGACAUCAUGUUGAGCUGCUGGAAUCAAAAACCGGAGACAAGGCCUUUGUUUAAUCAGUUGGAGAAGCAGUUGAGUGCCCUGUUGGAAGAUGGAGUCAAAGAUCAUUACAUCGACUUGAACGAGCCUUACCUCCAAGCAAAUACGGAAUACUUAAAAUCCAAUCCGGAUUAUUUGGCGAUGUUGGGUCCCCCCGAUGAAAUGGCGCCUCCAAUUCCCUCCAUGAUUGCCACGCACGAAGAAUUCCAUCCGCCCAAUGUUGAGGCUCCUUCCGUUCCCGGCUACAUUAACAUGCAACCGAUGCAAGGAACUGCCAUUUACACUCCCAACGCCGUCGACGAAGAUGAAAAUGACGCAAGUCAACCACUCAAUAAGAAAACUAGUCCAGUACAAAAGCCGCCGCGCAAAAGUAAGGAACGUCAAAUUCGGAGCAGCGACGAUGACGGGCCCGGCGAAGAUAUUCCGAUGUUGGAAAAGAACCCGAAUAACAACAAAUUCGAGGGAAAUCACGAGGGCGGAUUGAUGCCGCGACAUCCGCGAGACACAAUCGAAAGUAAUCAGUAUGUGAAUGUGCCGUCGCAGAAGCAACAAGAUGCCUUCAGUAAUCCGAGUUAUGUCGUCGUGAACAACGUCAAUGAACGCAACUAGAAAUGAUCUCCCUCUCAAAUCGUCAAUUUUUGGGCAUUUUAGCACGAAGCAAGGCUUAAUUUACUAAACUACAUUAAAUCUUUACGUACAUCUAGCAUUUAAAUGGAGAAUAUUAAUUAUUUUGUAGAAAGUAUUGUUGUACAAUUUUUGUGUCUUUAAGGGGAUUUUGUCCCACAAAAAAAAAUAUUUCAUCGUUAAAACUUCGAUAUAGUAUAUAUUAUAUAUUUUUAUAAGUAUAUUUAAAGUAGAGAUAUUUAAAAAUUUUAAGAUAAAAGAGAUUUGUAUGAAA